Messenger RNA from Branchiostoma belcheri (Belcher's lancelet), 3869 nucleotides. RefSeq names its product ER degradation-enhancing alpha-mannosidase-like protein 2. Gene Ontology annotation, biological process: mannose trimming involved in glycoprotein ERAD pathway; endoplasmic reticulum mannose trimming; carbohydrate metabolic process. The record is from RefSeq and is a predicted model, not a curated record. Gene Ontology annotation, cellular component: endoplasmic reticulum; membrane. NCBI's taxonomy places the organism in Eukaryota, Metazoa, Chordata, Leptocardii, Amphioxiformes, Branchiostomatidae. The transcript has 13 exons. Bases 25 to 2277 code for a protein of 750 amino acids. Gene Ontology annotation, molecular function: mannosyl-oligosaccharide 1,2-alpha-mannosidase activity; calcium ion binding.
UUACCUUAGGUCAUUGAGUAAAAGAUGGCUGCCACCAGAUGCCUGUUUUGUGUUGUCGUGGUCAUAAUCUUUGUUUUACACACUUUCAAAUUAGUUCCUGGGCAGGUGAUGACGGUGGAAGAAAUACACGGAUACAGAGAACAGGUGCGUUCCAUGUUCCAGCAUGCGUACAACGGUUACCUGCAGUAUGCCUACCCGUAUGAUGAACUCCAACCCUUGACAUGUGAUGGCACAGACACAUGGGGCAGCUAUUCUCUUACAUUGAUUGAUGCACUGGAUACAUUGCUGGUGAUGGGGAAUCACAGUGAAUUUCGCCGUGUGGCACAGCUGCUGGCUGACACAAUGACCUUUGACACAGACGUGAAUGCCUCCGUUUUUGAAACCAACAUCAGAGUUGUAGGAGGCCUGUUGUCAGCUCACCUGUUGUCCAGGAAGGCAGGAGUAGACCUGGAGCCCGGCUGGCCGUGUGACGGCCCCCUCCUCAGACUGGCUCAGGACGCCGCCAGGAGACUCCUACCUGCCUUUGACACCCCUACUGGCAUGCCGUAUGGAACAGUCAACCUGCGGUACGGGGUGCCCCCUGGUGAGACUCCGGUGACCUGCACCGCCGGGGUGGGGACAUUCCUGGUGGAGUUCGGGACCCUCAGCAGGCUGACUGGUGACCCUGUGUUCGAAAACACGGCCAUCAGAGCUCUCAAGGCCCUGUGGGACGUCAGAUCGGACAUAGGAUUGGUAGGUAACCACAUAGAUGUGACCACAGGCCGCUGGACAGCUGUAGACUCAGGAAUAGGUGCAGGAGUGGACUCCUACUUUGAGUACCUUGUAAAAGGUUAUAUACUGUUGGGUAGACCUGAACUCAUGGACAUGUUUAAAGAGUACAACAAAACUAUCAACACGUACUUGAAGUACGAUGACUGGUACAUGUGGGCCAACAUGAAGAAAGGACAGGUCACCAUGCCUGUCUUCCAGUCCCUGGAAGCCUAUUGGCCAGGCUUACAAAGUUUGGUCGGUGAUGUUGACUCUGCCAUGAAGUCCCUACACAACUACCACCAGGUGUGGAGACAGUACGGAGCCACGCCCGAGUUCUACAACAUCCCCGGCAACAAGGCACAGGAGAAAAGGGAGGGAUAUCCUCUCCGACCUGAACUGGUAGAGAGCGCCAUGUACCUGUACCGGGCCACGGGGGAUCCGUUCCUCCUGCAGCUGGGCAGGGACGUGGUGGAGGCCAUCAACCAGAUCACUCGCACAGACUGUGGCUACGCUUCUAUUAAAGAUGUGCGCACACACCAGUUAGGCAACAGGAUGGAGUCCUUUUUCCUGGCAGAGACAACCAAGUACCUGUACCUGCUGUUUGAUCCGGACAACUUCAUCCACAAUGACGGGGGGCACGGCGAGUUUGUUCACACCGUCAACGGGAGAUGUGUACUGGACGCCGGAGGUUAUGUGUUCAACACAGAGGCUCACCCCAUUGACCCAGCAGCCCUGUACUGCUGCAGUACCUUCAAGCAGGACCAGGAGGAGCUGCAGAAACUUCACACCACACUUGACUUUGCGUCUCUCCUGGAAGACUUUGAAGAGGAUAUAAAAGAAAAGGACAAGAAGGAAAGCGUUCCUUCGUUCCCUGAAAAAAGACUUGACAGUUUUAUGGAUCCAACAAUAGAUGAAACUUUAGCAUCUGACACAAGACAAAGACUGCAUUUUGACAAGUGGAAAAAGAGCAAAGUCACAAGAAGCUGGAAUGAAGAGGAUACAAAACACCCUGCCAUUUUUACUUGUCCAGCUCAACCAUUCUACUCUAGAUUUUCCAUCUUGGGAGAAAUGUUUGAGGAGAAAUAUAUGCCGUCAAAAGAAGACCUGUUGGCUAUGGAGCCUACUUCUGGAGAGCUGGACGAUUUGGUGCGGCGAAUCGGGGACAGUCUGCGGCUGAAGGCGGCGCACAAGCAGCGAGUUGGACGGGAGCGCAUGGCGGCCACCCAGCGAGCCUCGCCCUACGGGCUACCCGUCGCCAAGUCGGGGACUGUGUGCAAAAAAUCACCGCCUAGGAACGCCAGAAGGCUUCUUCACAGAAGAUGUGACGCUGACGACCCCUACGCGAUGCUUCAGGAGCUGUUGCGAAGCGGAAAUUUGAUCAAAGAAGCCGUCAAAAGACUCGGAAAUAGGGGAGAGAAAGAGCGUGCUCGCGAGGCGAGAUACCACCACGACUCCAACUGUGACUCGCCAGUCUCCGAGCUUUCAGAAAUGUCGUCAGAUUCCUCGGACAGAUCCGACAGCAGAUAGCAAGCCACGGACAAAACACUGCCAAGCCAUCGUCUCAUAUUUUGUUGCCUUCUCACGUACAUUUGUGCUGUUGUACUUUGUAUAGUUCUCUAACGCUACAUCGACAUGUGACCUGUAAACAAACAUUACCAAGAAGCGGUUACCAGUUUCCGGACUGCCCAGAACGUAUCGAACUAUAAUUUUCUGACGACCACGCUGUUUCAGUAAAGGCACCAUGUGAAGGGCUUUGUGAGAAAAAUUGUCCUGAUCAUCGCCAACUGGUAAACAAGCCAUGCAGCUGCUCGUGAGUUGGGGCGAAAACAUUUACAUACAUAAUUUCUGCAUGCAUGCGGUCUAAAGACUUCAUAAUUCUUCUGAGAUGCUGGAUCAAAAAUUACGACGCGGCUCUUGAAAAAAACAAGGAUCUGGAUCAGAGAUGACUCGGAUUCCAAAAAAAACGCACAAGAUCAAGCCAAAAUCAGGGGACUGGACAAUACACAGUGGCCAACAUUCCAACGGACGGAUGUGAAAAACAACUUGUGGCUUUGUGUGUGUGGAUCGCAACAUCUGACGCGCGACGCUCUUUGUUCGUCCAAGGCCCCAUCAAUUCGUCACAGAGAACAAGACUUCACCAGGACCUUGUGUAAAAAAAUAUCUAUAUGUUGAACAGAUUGUUUGAUCAAUGUCUGGACAUCUGUGUACAAUCUCAGGACUUUUUUCUUGGAUGUCUUCCAAAAACAUCCUUGUGCUCCAGACGAAAACAUGUUUACCUUCUCGUCUGUUGUGACGGCCUGGGUUCAGGGACAUAUUUGCAUAUCAAUUGGCAAGGGGGGUAGAUUGCAACAACAAAGGAAUUCCCGUUGAGUAGUUACUUCAAAUUGUACUCCUUUUGUCUCAACUCAACCCUUUGUACUUUUUUAGCUUUGUAAUUUUCCACAACUCACUGGAAAAAUAAUUUUGGAGGAUUUUCUAUGCUUUUGUUACAGGCCCUUUCAUCUGUUGCAUUAGAUUACUUAGCGAAAUGUCGCGUCGCGACUUCUGUACAGUAGGCCUAAGAUUAGUAAGAAUAAAUAUGUUUUUGAAACUUCAUAUUUUCAAGACUUUGGAAGAGAAGGACAUUUCCUGUACUGAAUGUACUGCCACAUUUUGUAAAUUCCCAGUAAUCUUAGUACUAGAACUUAGCUAGUAGAAGAACUAUGCACACAAAAACAAAGUAUGUCGAUGCCAACGCCCACAACUGCACUAGUGUAUUUAGUUGCAAACCUAUUUGCUAAAAUGUUUGUUUCCGUGUAUGGUUUUCUUUCCAUGAACAAGAACGUGGUACCAUAUUUAUAAAAAAAGCCAAAAAGAGAACUUUAUUCAUGCUUUAUAAAGCAGUAUUUUGUUUUGUUUAUGAAACCCAAGCCAGUCUUUAAAAUAAUUACAUGCAUUAAAAGUUCUCAAUUGUGCCAUAGACAUUAUUCGCAUGGUUAAAUAAUGUUCAUGUUAUCUUGUGAUCACCUGUUGUGAUGAUACCAAAUAUUAUUUACAAACUCUUUCACACUUCCAACAAUUCCAUGACCAGUAUUAGAAAUCAUUUUCAGGAAAACGAAAUAAAAAAAGUGAAAACAUGA